AUGAUUAUCCAAGGAAAGGCCGAACAGGUCUUCUCAUCAGCAGUGGUUUGGUGUGUUGUGACUGGAGCCGUCAUCAUUGCGUCGGAGUGGAGUUGCCGUGGCAGCCCUGACGGGGCGCAGGAGGAGGGUGGCGAUGGAGAGGGACUGGCAGAUGGAGCAGACCGUGGAUUGGACGGUGACCCUGAAGGGGUGUGGAGUCCAGACAUCGAACAGAGCUUUCAGGAAGCUCUGGCCAUCUACCCUCCCUGUGGCAGGAGAAAGAUCAUACUUUCAGAUGAGGGAAAGAUGUAUGGUCGGAAUGAGCUCAUAGCGCGCUAUAUCAAACUACGAACAGGGAAGACACGCACACGCAAACAGGUGUCUAGUCACAUUCAGGUUCUGGCACGUAAGAGGGUACGAGAAUACCAGGCGAGCAUCAAGGUCUCUAGUCACCUGCAAGUCUUGGCCAAGAGAAAGUCUCGUGAGAUUCAGUCUAAGCUCAAGGCCAUGAACUUGGACCAGGUAUCCAAAGACAAGGCACUGCAGACAGUAGCCAACCUCUCAUCAGCCCAAAUAGUGUCUGCUAGUGUAAUGAAACCCCAGACUCCCUUCCCUCCACCAGUCAGAUUUUGGCCCGGCCCUAUGCCAGGACAGCCUGGACAUUCUCAGGACAUCAAGCCCUUUGCACAGCCACCAUACACUACACUACCAGCUCCUGUCCCUGCACCCAUCAGUUACGAGCCUUUGCCCCCUCCUCGGCCUGCAGCUAUAACAGCUCCUGUAUGGCAGGACAGAACCAUCGCCUCUGCAAAACUGCGGCUACUUGAGUACUCGGCUUUCAUGGAGACCCAGAGAGACAGAGAGACGUAUAAACAUCUUUUUGUGCACAUUGGCCCAUCAAACCCCGGCUACAAUGACCCUGUGUUGGAGUCCAUAGAUGUGAGACAGAUCUACGAUAAGUUCUCUGAGAAGAAGGGGGGACUGAAGGAGCUGUACGAAAAAGGGCCACACAAUGCAUUCUUCCUCGUCAAGUUUUGGGCCGACCUGAGCAGUGAAAUAGAGGAGGGUUCUGGUGCGUUCUACGGUGUGAGCAGCCAAUACAGUGGAACAGAAAACAUUACCAUCAGUGUCUCGACUAAGGUCUGUUCCUUUGGGAAGCAGGUAGUGGAAAAAGUUGAGACCGAGUAUGCUCAUUUAGAAGGAGGCAAGUAUGUGUUCCGCAUCCAUCGUUCACCCAUGUGUGAAUACAUGAUCAACUUCAUCCACAAACUGAAGCACCUGCCAGAGAAAUACAUGAUGAACAGUGUACUGGAGAACUUCACCAUUCUACAGGUUGUGUCUAACAGAGAAACCCAGGAGACCCUGCUGUGCAUCGCCUUUGUGUUUGAAGUGUCCACUAGUGAACACGGAGCACAGUACCACGUUUAUCGACUAGUUAACGACUAGCACACUGUGCACACUCAGAGACUCUCCACAGACUUUUUGAUACCUAUGGCAUAAACACUACUUCCAUCUGAAAACAAAACACAAAUUUCUUCCUCACCUACUCAAAAACACUUGUUUUUUUUUUUUUAACAGACCAACAGUCACACUGUAGUCACACUUGCCGGUUGUUAAAGGCAUAUGCGUCCCCUAUCACAGCACUGAAAUAAAUUGACAACAGGUAUCUUUAGAUUCAUCUGUGGUGUAAAUGUUCACCUCCUGUUCUUCCAGGAGAUACACACUUACAGUACUCAUUUCUCACGGUCAUAUGAUGAAUAUAGUUUGUGUGUUAGGUUUACAUUACAGAUAUGGUCCACACAUGUAAAACACUACAAAAGAACCAGAAAAGGGCUACUCUGUGUGUGAUCACCUUCCAUGAUUUAUAGUGUCAAUGUAGCACUGAAGCACCACAAGUAGACGUUAUCGUGUCGGGGGAUCUUUUCGGUUUAUGCAUUAACAUUCUGGGUGUGACUGAAGUGAGACGAGUUUGAAUAGAAGACGUCAAACAAAGCCUUCUGUCAGUGUUAACGUAUCUCCGCCACAUUGACUUUCUUCCACUGUUAGUAGUACACUAUCUCUGUAAGAUAGAAACUCAAUGUGCCUGUAACGGUGUAUCCUCUAUCACUGCUUAUCGUCGUCAGGAUCUCCAGGUUUGAUGAAAGGUCUAAGGAUCAUAUACCAAGCGUGUCCUCUCUCAAAAUAUAAUGCACUACAUGUAAAGACGUAACAGUCGUAUUUAUAUAUUUGAAUGAAACGCAUCUGGAAGUGUAAAGAGAGCCGUCGUUUAUGGUGUAUUUGCAGUUUUUACUGGUUGGUGGGUUGUAGAGAAAGCUGUUGAUCAAAUCUCACAGAGGUGUUAAACAUUGAUUCCGGACUUUAGAAACAAAAUAACGAGAUUAUGUUAAGAUUCAGUCCACACUUCAGCAGCAUUUUCAAUUGACUAAAAUAAUGUCCUGUUAGUGAAAAUAAUGAUAGUAUUUUCCUUGGACUGUGUGGGCUUACUCCAGUAUUUCUACCUCCAUGUGAGUUGGGAAAAAGAAUGUGCUUUGGUUCAUUAAGCCUUAACCUGAGGAGCACUGAUGUAUAGGAUGUAUACACUACACUUUUAAUGGUACUGUUUAUAAGCCAAAACAAGGUAAAUAGACUUUUUUUUCUCCUUUUUCUUUUUGUAAAGAUGUUAUCUGUUUUUUGUAUUCUACCGACGCAGAUAGAAGUGUUACUCCUAAAUGAUGGGUGUUUGGUUGUCUCUUUAUUUGAUGUAAGGUACAGACCACACUAAGGUCACCCACAGUGCACUGGGGUAGAUUUUUACCUGAUAACACUAACAAAUUAUCCAGCUGACACUUUUUUUCUCCUUCUGUUUGUUAUUAUGUUUUUCUUUGCUGGUACACAUGACGACCAUUAUUCUUAAAGUAAAUAUUUACUUGACUUUUAUCACCCACUCCUCUACCAACGUCAAUACUUUAAACCAUGUGGAGAUGAAUAUAAUUUUGGCUUUAGACUUUGUGUCAUGAAUAUAAGUGCCAAUUGGAUCAGCUUUCAAUAAACAAAAUUCUCUGUAUAGUAAACCAAAGGUUUCAUUUCUUUUUAUGAUGUUUUUUUUUUUUUUCUGUGUACUCCUCUUGGCUGUGCCUCAUAAAUCCUUUGGUCACAACUGCUCAGUGAAUACAAUCUGUGCCUUUUUGCUGUACCAAUAAAUUCACUUGGUGUUUGCAGAG
This is a messenger RNA of Sphaeramia orbicularis (orbiculate cardinalfish), 3179 nucleotides long. RefSeq names its product TEA domain family member 3 a (gene tead3a). Bases 1 to 1425 code for a protein of 474 amino acids. Gene Ontology annotation, cellular component: transcription regulator complex. Gene Ontology annotation, biological process: hippo signaling; regulation of transcription by RNA polymerase II; embryonic organ development. The record is from RefSeq and is a predicted model, not a curated record. Gene Ontology annotation, molecular function: DNA-binding transcription factor activity, RNA polymerase II-specific; RNA polymerase II cis-regulatory region sequence-specific DNA binding. The transcript is spliced from 14 exons. NCBI's taxonomy places the organism in Eukaryota, Metazoa, Chordata, Actinopteri, Kurtiformes, Apogonidae.